UAGAUGCGAUCGGAGCGGUGUCGGUAGUAACUGGAAAGAAAAUCAGGUUGGUGGGAGAAUAUGGUUAAUUGCAGUUCUACACGGCUUCGCGUUCGUCAGUCGUGUGCUAUUGAUGCUCGAUCGCGAACCGAUACUUCUGUUUGCAAGUGAAUCUCUAUUAUACCAGAAUUUCAAUGAUGUUUUAUUUCGGGUAUAUGAAGAAAUGUAUGUUGCUUCUUGUGAUCGUUUCUAUGAUUCAUCGAUCAGUAACUGAUCAAUUAGAUCCACCAAUCCCUUGUAAAGAAGAUCAUAAUUGCAUCGAAUUUUCAAAUAGCUUAAAAAAUGCAUUUUGUCAUAAUGGACAUUGCGUAUGUAAAACGGAUAAAGAAAUUAAAAACUGUUCCAGUGCGGAUAUCUUACAANNNAAUCGAAGCGCAGGAGCUCCGAUUUUUCAGAUUUGCAAAAUCGAUAAAGAUUGUACAAUUAAUAACUCUUUUUGCAACACGACGAUAAUGCAAUGCGAAUGUCAAAAAAAUUAUAUUUUAUCAAGUAACAAGAAAGUAUGCCUUAAAAAGGUCGAAGGAUUGGAUUUUCCUUGUAUAGAGAGUAGACAAUGUUUAACAUUCCUACCAAAUACGACAUGUCAAAAUAACCAAUGUAGUUGUAUAUCUGGAUAUCAUUAUGUGCAAAAUGCUUGUUACGAAAUGAUUGAUAUUGGAAAACCAUGUCGCCAAUCGGAAGAAUGUAUUCACGUUAACGGUGCUGCAUGCACUAAUAGAGGAGUGUGUGAUUGUAUAAAAGAAACUGUGAUCAAUGAAAAUCGACAAAAAUGUUUACCGGUUGCGAGGGAUAUCUUGGAUAUUUGCGUGGAAGAUAUACAAUGCAGUAAAACUUUCUCUGAUUCACUAUGCAUUGAUGGAUUGUGUCGAUGUCAAAAUCAAUAUCACUUUGAAUCCGAAAUAAAGCAAUGUUAUUUCAAUAAAAAACUUGGUGAAACUUGCGCGAAUACGUACGAAUGUUACCAAAAUGAAGAAAAUGAGAAUGUGACACGUAAAGCAGUAAAGUGCAUGGAAAAUGUGUGUGUAUGUAUUGAAGAUUAUGUGAGACAGGACAAUAAAUGUGUAAACGAAGGAACACGGUUUGAUAUUCUACCUAUUUUGCUCAUAAUGAUCGUAUCUAUCGUAUUAUUUAGACAAAACUAGACGAAACGUUGAAUUUUGGUCGGUAAAGGUACAUAUAUGCGAGCAGUUUUGAUCUACAUCUUCUCGAUGACAUAAUUGAAACACGACGCGAGAUUCAGCACAGAAAGUGAAAAAAGUAGGAGAGCAGUGUGGCAUUGGAUGACACUAUGACUACAUAGAAUUGCGCACCGAGUGCAUCGAGAGAGUAGGUUGGGUGCACCGAACCGUUUAAAGACUUCCUGCGCUGUGCAUGCAAUUAACACGCUCAGACUGCGCUACUGCGCGAUUCAUUCUCGCGACCGCUUCUAUACUUAUCUUGCAAACUGUGCCAAAGAAACAGAUAUGUUUGUUAACGAAUACCAAUCGAAUAAUCAUUCUAUAUUUUAUCAUUUGCGUUGAUAUGAUUACAAAAAAAAUGAUCUUUUAGGAGCUAAAUCUAAUUAAUUUAUAAAAAAUUAAACAUUAAAUGUUUACUUUUGCAAAGUUUGAAAUUAAUUACUUUAGCUUCUGAGUGAUUCGUUAAUGUGAAGUGAAAUGUCGUUUAAUAUUUAUAUAAAUGCAUGUGUCAACAAUAUAUUGUGAUCUUUUGGAAUCUCAUUACAGUCAGCUUGAAUUUUUUUAUAGGAUAAAGCAACAGUAUUUUAUUUUUUUUUAUACGACUAUUUAUAAAUAUUUCUUGAUAGAUGAAUAUCUAGAAA
This is a messenger RNA of Apis dorsata (giant honeybee), 1858 nucleotides long. Its product is annotated as prion-like-(Q/N-rich) domain-bearing protein 25. Lineage: Eukaryota; Metazoa; Arthropoda; Insecta; Hymenoptera; Apidae. The record is from RefSeq and is a predicted model, not a curated record.